AUGGCCAUGGCCGUGGGGCUCAGUGGGACUCCAUGGGAAGCAGAUCUCAGCGCCUCGUUCUUUUCCUCGUCCGUUUUCGGUGACCACUUUGGCCGUUCUUUUAAGAGGAGGACGCAACGCGGGCAGCGCCGGCAGCGCUUCUCCCAGUCCCGUGGCAGGAGCCGCGGCAGUUCUUCCCGCCUUCUAGGUGCCCUCCCGUCACCCAGGGCAGACGCCGGGCGGUGGGGUCCGCGCCCCUUCAGGGGCACUCGCAACACCCGACGGCCGCGAGUUGCCCACGGGGCCCCUUUCUCGGCGCUGCCCCUCGGACCUGAAACUCGCUACGCCCACGUCCUCCUUGGAGCGGGAGGAGAUCGUGGCUGGCCCCCGCCCUGCAGCCCCUGCCUUCUCUGCCUGGGAUGGAGCGGGGAACGUGGUGUGACCAGGGCAGAUACCGUCUCUCCUGCCACCGUGUCCCCACCACACCCUCUGCAGGCUUCUUCCACGCCGCGCGGCCCAGCGGUGUCUUCCGCGCCCUCAGCCCCAGUGCACCUGAGCUCGGGGAGGGCCGGGUGCGGGGCCAUGCGCAAGACCGAGGAGCUGGCGGGUCCGGCGUGGGCCCGGACAGGGCCGGGGCGCACCGGGUGAGGAGGGGACAGGCCGAGCGAGCUCCACCUGGUUGGGAGUGGCAGCGUCGCAAGGUCCUCCGCGUCUCCGCCGGGGCCCCAUGCGGGCGACUCGGCUUCCGGGGCGGCCGGGCGGCCAGGGCAGUGCCGCGGGGGCCCGGCAGGUGGCGCGGGCGAGCCGGCCCUUCCCCGGCGCCGCGCGAGGAGAUGAGCUCACUGCGGCCCCGGCAGCGCCUGACGCGGGUCGCGCGCUCCCAGACUACAGGCGGCCCCGGGCACGCGCGCGCGCCGCCGGUCCGGCAGGUGCUGUCCUUAGGCCCAGCCCAGUCAAGAGCUACCGGGGCUGGCUGGUCAUGGGGGAGCCCAGUAGAG
Cebus imitator (Panamanian white-faced capuchin) is the source of this 977-nucleotide messenger RNA. RefSeq lists its product as uncharacterized. The transcript is spliced from 3 exons. The coding region runs from base 1 to 627 and encodes 208 amino acids. The record is from RefSeq and is a predicted model, not a curated record. Lineage: Eukaryota; Metazoa; Chordata; Mammalia; Primates; Cebidae.